Molecule: messenger RNA, 836 nt
Organism: Alternaria rosae
Lineage: Eukaryota; Fungi; Ascomycota; Dothideomycetes; Pleosporales; Pleosporaceae
Product: cytochrome c oxidase subunit VI
Exons: 4
Coding region: 111-557 (148 amino acids)
Biological process (GO): mitochondrial electron transport, cytochrome c to oxygen
Cellular component (GO): mitochondrial inner membrane
Source: RefSeq, a predicted model, not a curated record
GCGAAUUCGCACCACCGACACCACUACUCAUCGACACACUGCCGGCUACGCACGCCCAGUAGCCCCGAAAUCACCUCCCGUAGCUUGCUAGUAGCUCUUCAAAUCGCAAAAUGUCCUUCGUCCGCGCCGCGUCGAAGGUCAGCCGAGUGGGCGUGCGAGUCCCAGCCUACCGAGCAACCCCCGUUGCGUUGAACACUCAGCGUGCUUUCUCGCAGUCGGCCGUCCGCAAGAGCGAUGCGCAUGCCGAGGAGACAUUCGAAGAAUUCACCGCCAGGUAUGAGAAGGAAUUCGAGAAGGUGAACGACGUUUUCGAGCUUCAGCGAAACCUCAACAACUGCUUCGCCUACGAUCUCGUUCCCUCACCCACCGUGAUCACCGCCGCUCUUCGCGCUGCCAGGCGUGUGAACGACUUCCCCUCAGCUGUCCGGGUUUUCGAGGGUAUCAAGUUCAAGGUCGAGAACAAGGGUCAAUACGCAGAGUACCUCCAGGAGCUCGAGCCCAUACGUGAGGAGCUCGGUAUUCCCCUCAAGGAGGCUAUGUACCCCGAUGAGAAGUAGAGAUCAGAGGCUCAGGCUGCGCAUAUUCGUUAUUACCAUGUUCCCGCCCCCACAUUUUACAUCAAAGACCAUGGUGCGCCUCUCCAACAAUGUAAAUGUCAACCUUUCCAUUUCUUAUCUUAGACGGAAGACCGGACGUGGAUGUGUGGCCUUGUAUAAUUACGGUGAUGUUUAUCUGUUUCACAAGAUGACGGCAGGACUGCGUAUGACUAGGAGGUUAUGAAGAGUGAGUCAGGCGACGGUAGGUAGCUGGAUAGAUAUACAGUGUUUUGUGUCUUG